Molecule: messenger RNA, 5709 nt
Organism: Plasmodium berghei ANKA
Lineage: Eukaryota; Apicomplexa; Aconoidasida; Haemosporida; Plasmodiidae
Product: conserved Plasmodium protein, unknown function
Exons: 4
Coding region: 1-5709 (1902 amino acids)
Source: RefSeq, a predicted model, not a curated record
AUGAAUGAUAGGAAAGACGAAUGCUCAGGUCAAGACGAUCAUAACAUAAACAGCCAAAAUUAUUUAUUAAAUGUGAAUAGUUAUAAUUCAGAAAUUAAUCCUAUGAUUCCAGAUAGUAUGAAUCCAAACAACGAAUAUAAAGAAUCGUUAAUAAAUUUUAAUAAUUUUGGAAAUAAAAAUGGUAUAUAUAUGGAGCAUAUAGAGAGUCAUAAAAAUGAAACUAACGAUAAUUCAAAUGUUGGGAAUAGUUCCUUUUAUUAUCCUCAAAUAAAUAAUAUUCAUAACGAAAAUAAAAAUAGCAUUACAAGAAAUAAAACAAAUUUUUAUGGAAAUAAUUUUGAUAAUAAUAAUAAUAAAAGUUAUAUAAAUAAUAAUAAUGAACAAAAUAAUAAUUUAUAUAUGUGUUAUGAAAAUAUUAAUAAUCAAAAUAUAAGAAAAAUAAAUAAUGAAAACAAUUCGAUGAAUAUUGGGGACAAUAUUACAAGCAAUGAUAAUAAUAAUCGAAAUGAAUAUAAUGGAACCUAUUAUGGAAAAAAUGAAAAUAUUAAUUUUUAUAAUUCUUCCUUAUAUGAUGGAAAAGGAGAUUUUAUAAAAUUUCAAGGAAAUAAUAAUGUAGAAUCAGAUAUGAAUUUACAGCAUGGAGCCAUGGCAAAUAUGAUAUUAUUAAAUGGUAAUGAAAAUUCUGAUCAAAAAAAUUGUCUUAAUUUUCGAAAUAAUAUGAACAAUGAAGAUAAAAAUAGUUAUAAAGAAAAUAAUAAUUUUAAUUAUAACAUAAAUUUGAAAAAAAAAAAAAAUGUAACUUUCAAUAGUGAAAAUGAUGUAUAUAAUAUACCAAACAGAGAAGUUAACAAAAGCAACACUUCUUAUGAAAAUAAUAAUAAUAAUAAUAAUUCAUUUAAUAAUGAUGUAUUGAAUUUAAAUCAAAGAAAAAUCGAAUAUGAAAAAAAUGAGUCACAAAGUGGGGAUAGCAUUAGUAGCAAUAAUAACAACAAUGGAUUGUACAAUAUAGUAACUUUAAAAAAUAACAAUAAUACAUAUAAUAUGAAUAAUAUACAUAAUAAUUAUAUUGAAUAUGACAUAAAUAAUACCGAAAAUAGAAUUAGCCCAAUAGGUAAUAAUACAAAUGGGUGUGUAAAUAUAAAAAAUGAUAAUUCAGAUAAAAGUAACUUAUUAAAUUUAAAAAAUGAAAACACAAAUAAUAUAUAUAAUAAUGUGGAAACAUAUCUAAAUAUAAAAGGAAAAAAAGAAAAUUAUAAUGGAAAUAAUUAUAUGCAAAUUCAAUUUAAUAAUACACAGAAUUCUAAUAUAAAUAAUAUGGGCAAUACUACUUCUUCAAAUCUGAUUCCUUUUAAUAAAACUGACAAUUAUGGGCAAAUAAAUAUGAAUAAAGGGAUUGUUGGAAUAACAAAUUCAAACAAAAAAGAUGGUAGGAAAAAUUCCAGAGCAAAUGUUUUAGAAAAUAUUAGCGAAGAAGAUUUAAAAAAUCAUUUUGUUUUUAAAUAUCUUAAAAAUAUAGAUGAAAUAUAUGAAACACAACAAAGAAAUGAAAAAUAUGAAAAUAACAACAUGAAAAUUAAAGAAAAUGAAAUAAAUAAUAGCAUUCAUGCAUUUAUUCAAGCAUCUGUUGAUGAAUCCGAUAAUUAUGUUAACAAUUAUUAUAAUGUUUUAGAAUUACUUUAUAAUUCUAGUAAAAAAAAAAAAAAUAUAGAUGAUAAAAGAGUUAGGGCAUUAUUAUAUAUAUUUAAAUAUAUAAAAAAUACACAAAGGAAAAAAGGAAAAGUUAAAAAUAAACAAAUAUAUUUAUUUGAUGAUACAGAAUUAAAAAAACUUAACAAACAAGUUGAUUUGUAUAUGGAUUUUGUUAAAAAUCGGGAAUACAAAAAUGACAUGUUUAUUCAAUUUGACAAAAAAGAAAGCAAAGAUCCUAAAUUUGAUCAAACAGAAUUUGAUAUUUCUAAAGAAAAAAUGGGAAAUUAUACAAAUGCAAAAAACAUUGCAUCCAAUUUUGAAAAAAAAAAAUAUAUAGAAAAUUUGCUAAAAAAUAAAUCAAAUUUAUAUUACAAACCCUUAAAAAAAACACAAACAUAUAUUAACAAUUUUUAUUUUAAUCAUUCAUUAAAAAAAGUUGAUUAUUUACAUAACUUACUAGUAUACAUAAAUUUUAUUAUUUUAAAAUAUAUCUGUAUUUUUUCAUUAAUUGAAUGGAAUGUUCUUCUUUUUCAAGACAUUGAUAAUUAUAAUUUUCAAAAUAAUAAUGCUCAAAAUAAGUUAGUAAAAACAAAAGAAAAUGAGAAUGUGAAAGUCGCUAAUGAAGAAAGUUCGGGGUGUAUGGAAUCAUGUGCUUAUGGAGCUGCUAUGAAAAUAUAUAAUGGUGAAAGUAAAGAGAGCAAACAAAAUUGUGACGAAAAUAAUAAAAAUGAAAAAAUAGAAAAUAACUUGAAUAGUGCUUCAGAUAAAACCAUAUGCUCAGAAUUUAAUCAAGAAAAUUCAAAUAAUUGUGUAAAUGAUAAUAUUUUGAAUUUUGAAAUGAAUAAAGAAAUUAUAGAAAAAUUAAAUCCGAAUUUGAUGAAUAUAAGAAAUAUGAUUGAUAUAAAUUAUUAUGAAUAUAUCAUUGAACCUUUUGAUUUUUUUUUUUAUGAUCAAAUAUAUAAUGAAAUAUUUAAUUAUUUAGAAGUAAUAAGAAAUAAUAAUAGACUAAGUAACAAUGAUCAUUUAAAUUAUGGUUUUAAUUUAAUUAAGAAUUUACCUUUUCAAUAUUAUCAAUUUAUAGAUAUAUUAUCAAAAGAAAUAUUAAAUGUUAGAGAUUUAAUAUAUCGAAAUAAAUAUAUUAGAUAUAUAUUUUAUUAUAUUUAUAAAAAUAUUGAAAAUAAUAAUAUAUUAGAAACUGUUAAUAAAGUAUUAUUAAUGGAAAUUAAAAAAGUAUUAUUAUAUAAAGUUCAAAUAAAAUUAAGAUAUAAUAUAUUUAUAACUCGUUUUUUUGAAAAUAAUUAUAAUGUUAUAAAUAAUAAUUGUAUAGAAGAAAAACAUCAAGGCAAAGUUAAUUUCAUAGAAGCCAAAAAAUCUUUGUUUAAUCAACUUUUUAAUUCAUAUAAUGAUCAUUAUAAUAUGUAUAUGAAAGAAAUAAAACAAAAUCAUGAAUUGACAAAAAUCAUUUUCAAUAUCACUGAGGAAAAAUUUGCAGAUAUUCGAAAAAAAAUGGAUAUAUAUCUUAAUUAUUUGGAGUGCAAAAAAAUGGAAAAAGAAAAAGAUAUUUCUCAAAUUUAUGACAAUUUAAAUGUCAAUUUAGACAAUAAAUCUAGUAAUAAUCGAAAAAUGUAUAAUGAGGAAUUACCACAAAAUGAAUACGAGAAAAAAAAACUUCAAUUUGAUGUAUCAGAAAAAUAUGUACAAUUUUUAUAUGAAAAAAAUUAUUUACUUAUUAUAAAUAGUGAAAAAAAUAAUUCACGAAAAUUAAAAGUAGCAUAUAUAAUUAAAGAUAAAUUAAAAGAAAAUGAUAAUCUAGUAAUAAUAACAUCCAUACUAAAUAUAAAUAAAUGGAAAAAUUUAUUUUAUUCAUUUAAACAUAUUUCUAUAUAUAAUAAUGAAGAAAAUAUUAUUGAAAAUAAAGUAAGUAAUUCGGAUAGUAAUCUUAUUAUAUGUAUAGAUUUUGUUCCUAAAACUUUACAUAUUUCAUGCGAAAAUAUUAUAUUAGAUAUUUGUCACUUUAAUACAUUAAAUCAAAUAAAUGUUUUAAAUGAUCUUCGAUUUUUAAAUUUUCAAAAAAAAAUUAUUAUAUUAAAUGAUAUUCCCGAUAAUUGGAAUUUUAUUUUGGCAUUAUUUUUAUUAACCAUCAUUCCGAUUGAUAGUUCAAUUGCGAAUAAAUUUGAAACAGCUUAUGUUGAUGAAGAAGAUAAAAAACUUUUGUGUAACAUUAUGAAAAAUUUUAUAACCAAGUUUUUCAUAUAUUAUCGAGAAAAGCCACAGAUUCUAAAUGUUGGAAAUAAAAAUGGUUUUAGACGAUGUUUCCUUAUUACAUAUAUGAGCGGAAUACAAAAAAUUAUUUAUGAAAAUGUUGAAGAAAAUAAUAAAGGUAAGGCAUCUAUUCAUCCUUUACUUUUAUUAGAUGAAGAAUUAUUUAAUUUAAAAGAUUUUAACGUAUCUGAAAAAUUCGAUUUGCUUAAAAAUAUGAUUAAAAAAUUUUCCUUUUUAAAAAAAAAAAUACUUAUUUGCUAUUUUGGAGAAGAUAAAUUAGAAAAAUUAAUAAAAAUGUUACUAUAUCUUCAUUCCUUAAAUGAUAUAUCAAUUGUUUUUGCAAAAAAUAUAAAUAUGAUUAUUGAAGCAACAAGCAGUGAUACAAAUAAUUUUGAUGUAGUUAUUAUUAUAAAUGAGCAUAUGCAAAUUUUAAAUAAUUCUCAAUUAAUGAAUAAUUUUGAAAAAAAAAAAGUUACUCUAUAUUUUUUAAUAUCUGUUUUUACAAAAGAAGAACCAAAUUUUACUAUAGAAGAAAACCAUUGUACAAACGAUAAAGAACUUUAUUUUUUUAAAAAAAAUAAAACAAAAUUAAUGAAUUCCGAACAAAAUGAUGCUGAUUUAAUAUAUAAAUAUUAUAUUAAUAAUAUGAUAUCUGAAACAGAUGAACAAUUUUUAUUAUUUAAUAUUAUUGAUCAAAAAGAGCAAAUUUAUUGCAAUAGUAGUUAUAAUGAGAUGGUAGUUCCGACUUGUUUUGUGAGCAACCUUAUAAAUUCAGAAACAAAUUCUCAUAAUUCAGAAUAUUGGCAAGACAUAAAAAAUGCCCACAGCUUUUGGAAUUUCAACAAUUUUAAUAAAGACAAAAUAGCUUUUUAUUUGGACAAAAAAAAUGCAUUAUACAAUAAAUACAAAAACGAAGUUUACUAUAUUUCUGAGAAUACCAUAGCCCCUCCACAGAUAUAUUACUAUUUAAAUAAUCCCCUGAAUGAAAAAAAUACGUUUAACAAUUGCCUAUCAUUGGCAUUAGAUGAAAUGAUUGAAGAGUUUAACAGAAGAAGAGAGCUCAUAGAAUUUGACGAAUUAAAAAAAAAUACCUUAAUAAGUAUUAAAGAAAAAACAAAUAAAAAAUAUUUUUCAUCUAUGAGAAAAGUAGAAAAAAUAUUAUCUGAAUUUUUAAAUGAAAGUAAGAAGAAAUCUUUUGAGGAAUUUUUGAAGGGAUGCAAAGGCUAUGGACAAAUACUAACGAAAUGUAAAGAAAAAUUAUUUGUAACUUUUAAUAAGUCAUACAAUAUUCAUUUUAAAAAUUUUGAAAACUUUUGGCUUGAUGAAGAAAAAAAAAGAAAAGAAAAAUGGAAAGAAUUAUGGGAACUAAAUGAAAAAAAUAUUGCAAAUAAAGAUGAUCCAAACAAUACUAAUAUAAACAAUAUUUUUAAUAAUGUAAAUAAAGAUUCAAAUGAAAUAACGGAUAAUAUGACAAAUACUAAUAUAAAUAAAAUGAAAUCAGAUAUUAAUUCCCUCGAGAAAAAAAAUUUCCGAAUUAGACUUUCAUCACAAUUAUUUGAUGAAAAGGAAUUCGAUAAACUUUUUAUUGAAAGGAAAAAAAUAUGCAUGUCCACAGAGGAUUGCCAAAAAGAAGAUAAAUCAUUUUCAUGUGAUAUAAAAAAGGAUGCAGACAAAAAAACCUGCUUAUAUGUUGAAAGAAAAAAUGACAAUCAGGAGGGAGAGCAACAAACCCAAGGCAAUGAAAGUUUAGCGCCAUAA